This is a messenger RNA of Nematocida parisii ERTm1, 3714 nucleotides long. RefSeq lists its product as uncharacterized. Gene Ontology annotation, biological process: tRNA wobble base 5-methoxycarbonylmethyl-2-thiouridinylation. The coding region runs from base 1 to 3693 and encodes 1230 amino acids. Lineage: Eukaryota; Fungi; Microsporidia. The record is from RefSeq and is a predicted model, not a curated record. Gene Ontology annotation, cellular component: cytosol; elongator holoenzyme complex. Gene Ontology annotation, molecular function: tRNA binding. The transcript has a single exon.
AUGGAGAAUAUUGUACUGCACCAUGCAAAAACAGACAGAUAUAAAGACCCACUGAUUUCAAAUGGUUUUGUUUUAAGCAAUGGAAUUGUAUAUAAUGAAGAAACAUCUGUAGAGAUGACAGGAAGAAUUGAAGAAGGGAUUACUCCAGUUGCAUUUUAUACUGAAGAGAAAGGAGCGGUCUUUAAAGUAGCUGCAAAAUCUGGGCAUAUAUUUUGGGCAGAAAAAAAGAACGGAUAUAAAUGGGAGUGCGUUGGGGAUAUGGACGUGCAUAUUCUAAAUACAUUUUUUAACCAAACCAGCGGGAGUGUCAUUAUACUUACAGAAAAUGAAAUAGUUCUACUUGACAGGCACUUUAACAUGGUCAGAACGGAAGAGUACAGCGAUGAGCUAAAAAAACUUGUACAGGAAAGCCCGUUGAAGGAAACCGUGCAUGCAGAAUGGUCAUCUGACGGAAAGUAUAUAUUGGUGAUGGCUGCCUCGAUAUUAAGUAUAUACGCGUAUAAUCUAGAGCCAAUUGCAGACACAAUUACUGUUUGUAAUAGAAUUAUGAACAGCCGGCUUAUGCAGACAAAGAAAUACCUGCUCAAUGAAAGUGCGUAUGUAGACAGUAUGAAAAGAGUUUCUGUUUCUAAUGAUCAGAACAUAGAGGUGCAGGACAUUUUGGAAAAGAAUAGUGUUGUGUUUGAGAAAAGAUCAUCAUAUAAGCUAGCCACCUGGCACAACAGAUUUUCACUCAUAUAUGCAGUGACAGAUAACAACUCAAUACAUAUUUUAGAAAGGAAUGGGCUUAAAUACAAGGAGCUAUUCCAUCUUAGAGAGUGCGAUCGAAAAGAGGAGAACAUAGAAGGCAAUGACAUUGUGUGUAUAAGAACAAAAGAUGAUUAUAUGUACAUUGUCAACAGAGAAGGCUGUGAGUUAUACUUAAAAGUAUACUAUAUUAAAAACAACUGUCUCUACCUAAAGGCCAACCAGAAUAUAGCUAGUGUAUGCACAACAGACAGGAAUACUUCUGUGCUGCCCGGUGCAAUAAAAGACAUGAUAAUCAUGCCUAGCCACCAAAUAAAGCUAGUCCUAACAGAGCAUAUUGUAACAAUAAAACAGAGCACGUGUGUUAAUAGAACCGGCCGUGACGUGAUAGACAUUGAUGGUGCUAGGCUGAUUAUGUACAAUUUAUAUAAGUGUCCAAUUCCUCCGCCUAUGUAUAGUAGGGAGAUAAAGCUUGAAGGAGUGCCAAACAACUUACACGCACUAUACAAUGGAAAAAUAACCUAUCAAGUAAAUGGAAAAAUAUACAGCAGAGUGGCUGGAGAAGGAGAAGCAAAUACAGCAACCGAAAUAGAAAAUCAAGCUACACUGGCAGAUAGAACAGAAAAGAAAAUCCCAAUGGAAGAAAGAGUUAAAGAACUAAGCAUACAAUGCUCAGCUAAGAAAUCUGAAUACACUACAGAAAUACCAAGUAUUGUGGAUGGGCAUGAAAUUGACUUAUGUGGCUAUAAAGCGGUGCUUACUCUUAAUAGCGAGCGCCAAUCUCUUCAUAUUCAAUGCGAUAGCUCUAUAUCGCAGAUUAUAGAAAAUGUUUCAUCAAUCCUACCUGUUAUCACAGACCAGCAAUACAUACUCAUAUCUGUAAAGGCCCAGGCCUGGACAGAAAUAUACAAAAUAUCUCUGGGGCUAUCUAGAAGCAAUGCGCUAGAACUAGUGCAAACAAGAAUAGCUCGAACAGGAAAAGACAGCAGAAUAGUUUUUGCUUCUGAAAUAUCUAUUAUAAUGGUAGAUGUAUAUGGAAUGUUAGAAACAUUCUAUCUAGGCUUUAUGCUAGAGAAUAAGAUAGAUAAGCUGGUUUUAUCUGAAGAACUACCCAACGCAGUUGGUCUUGCCAAGAAACAUGGUUUGUCAAUAUCCAAGUACUUGAAUGCUAUUUCUGCAAGUAUUCUUUCAAACCGCAUAGAAACACAGACUCUUUUUGAGAUAGUUAAAUUGCUAUUCAAUGAGGAUAGAGAGAGAGCCAGGCCUAUAUUAGACCAAAUAGAAAAAUAUUCCAUUACGCAGAUAGAUUGUAUUCUUUGUUUAAAUGCACAUAGUAAUGAGACUGGCCAGCCAAAUUAUGUAAAUGAUACUAAGACAAUCAAUACUAUUUACUCAUGGUGUAAUAUUGCAGUGGAGAUAUAUUUAUUCUUCUGCAGGCCAGAACUUAUUGUCAUUCUGGCAGAGAAGUUUACCUACAAAGAAACCAUCUCGCCCAAAUCGUUCUUUAGCAUAGACCAGUAUGCAAUUCCAGAGCGAAUUAUAAAGAAGUGCAUUGGAGUUAUUUCGCCGAGUGUUUUGCUUCAAUCUGCUUUGAAUGUGUAUGCAUACACUCUAUGCUACAUUAUAAUGCACGCCACCGAUACACCACACGAUGAAACUAAUGAUAUUCUACUAGUUGGCCAGUCAGGCAGGAUAAACCCAUUCUGUAUUAGCGAAGAGAUUGAAAGAAGGCUUAAAAUAGCAAAAGUGGCAAAGGAUAAGAAGAAGCAGACUCUCUAUAUGGUAAAACAAUAUAUUUUAAGAAAAGAGAAUGCAAAUAAGGAGUGUGUAUUUUCUAUUACCGAUCUUAAGCUAAGCAUUGAAAAGGAGUGCAUACGUGAUUUUUAUCUAUAUCUUUUAGACAUUAAUGAACUAUGCAGAGGAGAGUGCACAGAAGAAGAAAUGUGUUCUGAAGUAUUUAUUAACACAAUCCAGUCACUUCUUCUUAUAUCUGGCGAUUCUUUAGAGAGAGAGGGCGAUCACAAAGAAGCACUAAAUUGUUAUUUACGCGCUGGAAAUGCAGCAAAAGACAAAGUGUGUAGCUUAAGAAUGAAGCUAGGCCUGUGGAGAGAGUUCUUCUCAGACAAAAGCAAUCAGACUCCAAGUAACAUGCAGAGAAUGGAAGAUAUUCUUCUGUCACAGAAAAACAUUCUUUCAGCGGCAGAGCUAAAUUUAGAAUUGGGAUCAGUUCCUAAAGGACUUAAAUACCUUGUAGGAAUUGAAGAGUAUAAAAGAGUCAAUGAAUACAUUUCAGAUGAUUCUUAUGUCCAAACAGCAGAUGUUCUAGAGAAUAUAUUACAGAAAGUAAGAGCGUACUCUGAAAGUAUACAGAAUACACUAGAACAGUACACUCAAAACAAAGAGAGACUAAUGUCUGUGCGUGAGAGAAAGGAUAGAGAAAGAGAAGAAAUAAUUAAUGGAAUGUAUGCAGACGAUGACUGUGAAACUGUUUACACCCGCUCCUUCAUUACAAAUACAUUUUUAUCCAGCAAUGCAGGGAAUUCAAAGAAGAAAAAGAGAAGUUCAAAGCUUAGAAACACUGUAGGGGGAAGGUAUGAAGAGGAAUACGUACAAUAUGUAUUAAGUGAGCUAAUUCUAAAAACAGUACACCAACUUUCUCAUAUUCAAAGCAUUAUUUGCAUAUCUCAUAGUUUUAGGAAAAAGUGCAUAGAUAGUGACACUCCUGCACUAAACAACAUUAAACAGCUGCUUAUCACACUUACAGAUGAAAUAUCCGGAUAUAAUAAGCAUCUUCAAAGGUUUUAUGACACCGUGCAAAUCACAAAAGAGGCUGAUUUUAUUUCACAAAACACAGAAGAUGAUGUUCUUUACGAUCCAGACAGACCUAUAAUAGAAGAGCCUAGUACUUCAGAUAUUUUAGCGUAUAUUACUACUAUAAAACAAUAAUCUAAAAUUAAUAAAUAGCAA